Paraglomus brasilianum is the source of this 2649-nucleotide messenger RNA. The record is from the annotation of a GenBank genome assembly. NCBI's taxonomy places the organism in Eukaryota, Fungi, Glomeromycota, Glomeromycetes, Paraglomerales, Paraglomeraceae.
AUGAGCGUUAUGCGCUCAGCACCACGUACGUCUAAACAAGUCGAUGACACAAUAGAGCGAACACCGGAAUAUAACGUGUUUAUGAAAAAACUGGAAGAGUUCCAUAUUUCUCAUGGCACGGUACUUCAGAAAGAACCUGUCCUCGGAUCCAAAAAGCUUGAUUUGUACAAAAUCUAUUGCAUGGUCGUUGCGGCUGGAGGAUUUGAGAAAGUUUCUCAAGAGCGUGGUUGGAAAAAAGUAACCAUUCCAUUUAAUUUCCCAUCUACGUGUACCAACUCCGCGUACGUCAUGAAAACAGUCUAUGCAAAGUAUCUUGAAGCAUUUGAAAUGGAGCAUUUAUGGGGGAAGCCCGUUCCAUAUGGGGGGUUACCGAGCAGUAUUCCUGUGGGACAAAAGGAUUGGAAGAGAGACAUUGGAGAGGGUAGCGGAAAGGAGAGGGAUAGAGGAAGGGGAGAGACAAUUGGAAUAGGUGUAGUGUUUGGAGAUGAUGUACGAGGAAAUAUAAAAGGACUUAGAGAUGGAGGAAAUGUAAGUGGUGCGGGAAGUGGAGGCGGUAUCGGUCUGUCGAGAUCGCUUGGAUCAUCAGGGCAGAAGCAUUCUUUUAACUCUAUUCCUGAUAUGUCAUAUUCUUAUGGACCCAGCGGACAAGUAUUAGACAAUGACUUAACGGGUGGCCAUCAUAAUAGAAUACUGCUCGCCUUCAAAUCAUAUCUCCCAAAUGAAGUAGAGUGGGCAUUCACCAAACUUCUUACUCUUUCAUACGAGAAACCCUCGUUACUCUACAUUGACUCCAUUCCUGGACUCAUCGACACGCUACUCUCAUUCGUUCAACCAUUUUACGAUAUAUGUCGGAAGAACCGUGACGAUACGCUUUCACGGGAAGAAUAUUGGUCAUGUCAUUGUGGAUUAAGAGGGUGGUGGAACACAGAAGAAACUGAGAAAGAAUACGCGCAAGCAAUACAAGCACUCUUAAUAAUCAGAAAUUUGAGCUUCGAGGGACAUAAUGCAAGGUUGAUGGCACACUAUAAACCACUGAGAGAACUACUGAUGGAAGGAAUAACAUCCCAAACUGUCUCAAAUUGGUAUGAGCUCCGCACAUACUGCCUCGACGCGAUAGAAAACAUGUGCUCUUACAUAACACUCAGAUUCAAAUCUGAAUCUCUCCUUGCCCUUCUUUCGUCCAUGCUCUUUUCUCCUGACCGGUGUCUUGUUCUAUCUUCUAUCCGUUCGCUAACUAAUCUUGCUUCGACUGAGCACAAUGUCCUCAUAUUCCGAACACUGGACGCAUCAACUGUGGAACGUAUGUGUCAGUUGCUACUUGUUAACGAUGAGGAUCUUAUUUCGGCAUGCUUGGACUGGUUUUAUCAGUUCACUAGCAUACAUGAUGAAACGGCUUUGGACAUUGUGAAACAAGCACCGGGAAAUUUUGUCAAGCUAGUGAAACAUUUUUUAAAAUAUGGGGCGGUAGAAGAUUACGAAGAAUUUAUUCUAGGCAAGGGAACGGAAGGGCUUGUACAACAUCGUGUAGCAAGAUGGGCACGUUUGGAAGAACCACAAAGAUGUGUUGAGUGGUUAAAAGACACUUUUGAAUCAUCUCCCAAGGACAGCCUACUGCAGACUGAAGUAUGGUUUGCAUAUCGUGACGAAUUCCGUGAGAUACCGCAUACUAUGAUGCCGGCUGCAGAAGUAAUAAAACUUGUAUCUCAAGCAUGUCCGAAUUCCGUUGCCAUGAUGGUGAAUACGUCUGAAGGGCAAAAGUAUAUUGUUCAUGGGAUAAGGAGGAAGGCGACCACUAAUUCCCAUCCAUCAGCAUCUUAUCAUUCUACGAAUUCUGUUGUUCCCACCGCAAAUACGUCUAUCAUUCCUACCACUGCUGCAAGUAUUGCUUCGCCUCUUGUCCCGUCUUCUACCACACCCCCAUCCACCUCUCAACAAUCACCCAUAUCUCAACAACCACAUCCAUCUCAACAAUCACCCCCAUCUCAACAAUCACCCCUAUCUCAACAAUCGCCCCUAUCUCAACAAUCGCCCCUAUCUCAACAAUCAUCCCCAUCUCAACAAUCGCCCCCAUCUCAACAACCACCCCCGUCUCAACAAUCACCCCCGUCUCAACAAUCACCCCCAUCUCAGCAAUCACCCCCAUCUCAACAACCAACCCCAUCGCAACAAUCACCUCCAUCUCAACAACCAACCCCAUCGCAACAACCAUCUCAACCACAAGAAUCAUCUCCAUCUCAACAACCAACCCCAUCGCAACAACAAUCUCAACCACAAGAAUCACCUCCGUCUCAACAAUCACCUCCAUCUCAACAAUCGCCCUUAUCGCAACAACCAACCCCAUCUCAACAACUACCCACAUCACAAAAAUCAGGUAAAACUUACCCCGCUGUAACUACCCCGGCAAAACGAGAUCCGAGAUCAUACAACGAUUGUCCAAAAAUCUAUCUCCAGUCUGACGAAAGCGGAGAUGCUAUUGGGAUUCCUUUGACAGCAGCAUUGAUUCUUAGGAAUCUUAGUCAAGUUAAGGCUGUGGUGCCAUAUUUUACACCAUACGAGGAUGAGUUAGCUUGUAUGUUUGCUUCAUGCAGACAAUUAGCAAAGUAUCUAGGAGAGACAUUGAGCAAUUUGGCAAAUUUGGAAAAUACAUAA